Molecule: messenger RNA, 957 nt
Organism: Suillus bovinus
Lineage: Eukaryota; Fungi; Basidiomycota; Agaricomycetes; Boletales; Suillaceae
Product: casein kinase I isoform delta
Exons: 6
Coding region: 1-957 (318 amino acids)
Biological process (GO): signal transduction; peptidyl-serine phosphorylation; endocytosis
Cellular component (GO): nucleus; cytoplasm
Molecular function (GO): protein serine/threonine kinase activity; ATP binding
Source: RefSeq, a predicted model, not a curated record
AUGAUCUCCGCUUCCUCAACGUCAUUCCUAAGUGAUAUCUACCUCAGAAUCAUCAUCUCCGGCGAAGAAGUCACCAUCAAACUCAAGUCUGUAAAAGCCAAGCACCCCCAGCUUCUCGAGUAUGAGUCAAAGGUCUACAAGACCCUCACUGAUGGUGUCAGUGUUCCCUUCGUAUGCUGGUUCGGCACUGAGUGCGACUACAAUGCCAUGGUCUUGGACCUUCUUGGACCCUCUCUAGAGGACCUUUUCAAUUUCUGCAAGUGCAAAUCCACCCUCAAGACUGUCUUGUUCCUUGCAGACCAACUUAUCUCCCAUAUCGAGUACAUCCACUCACGCAACUUCAUUCACCGGGAUAUCAAGCCAGACAACUUUCUCAUGGGCAUAGGGAAGUGUGGCAAUCAAGUCAAUGUCAUUGACUUUGGUCUUGCAAAGAAAUUUUAUGAUCCAAAGACUCACUUGCACAUUCCAUACAGGGAAAACAAGAAUUUGACUGGUGCCACUCGCUACACCUCAAUCAACACACAUUUGGGAGUUGAGCAGGCUCACCAUGAUGACCUCGAGUCUCUUGCCUACGUUCUCAUGUACUUCUUGUGCAUUGCCCUCCCUUGGCAGGGACUCAAGGCUGCAACUAAAAAGCAGAAGUACGACAGGAUCAUGGAGAAGAAGAUGACUACUCCCAUCAAUAUCCUUUGCCAUGGCUAUCCCAACGAGUUCAGCAUUUUCUUGAACUACACUUGCACACUUCGCUUUGACGACAAGCGCAAUCGUACAGAUGCCACCUUCAUCCGUUACAACUAUCUUGACUUAGCUUCCUGGACAUCGGAUACAACAACAAUGACUUAUGUAGGAAACUCUAGGAAUCAUAUUGUCUCGCAAAUAUGUCCUUUUUGGGACUUUGACCCUAAGUUGAGGGCAAAUGCUUAUAUUUUAAUCUUAAAGAUGGCUCGAGCUGGCUGA